AUCCCCAAGUGCCACUGUGCCAGCCCCAAUUCGUGGAAUUGAGUCAAUGACUAAAUAAUCCAAUUCCUCCAACAUUUUCUUCAACUCUUCAAUUCUUUAAUGCUCAUGUGCCGCGAUAUGCGUCACGCUUCUUCUUACUAUUAAUUACUAAUUCCCAACUUAGGUAUGGCCCCAAUUCGACGAUACCUUCGCAUUACCAAAUAUUCCGUCAUUGAGUGUCGUAUCUAUCUGGAUAAUCCCGCGUUGGCUCACGCGUGGCUUCUCAACCCGAGGAAUCCCGUUCUGCCAAGAGUCAUUGAGAGUAUACGGCCUCUCGUAUUACCCAAAUUGCGGGAGGAGCGAGAACGAAGUCGCAAACGAAGCACUAAGAAGAAAGGUAUCAAGGAUGUAGUAGUUGAAGACGAUUUCGAGGUAUCCAUAUUCCUCACCGAGACAACCACACGCCACUCGCUGCUCACAAAGCACAAACAUUUUCAUGACACCACUCAAACCAAACUAACCUCAAACUCGGGUCGCCUCAUCGGCGAGACAAACGAGGCACCUAUCGAUGUUGAUGCCGCGGCGGAAUUAGCUCCCACAAUUCGACAGGAGGAGAGUGACGGCGAAGAUGCUGCAGCCACUUUGGCCGCCAUCCCAGUGGCAGAUGAGACUGCAGCGGCUAGCAGCAGCGGCAGGCGACCCAAGCGUGCACGCAGAGCUACGGAAACAGAAGCAAACGCAGAUCCCGACAUGAUUGAUCAACAAAACAGUGGCGUAGAGAUCGUAUCGGAUAGCCAGGAUGAAGACGACCAAGAUGACGGCCUGUUUGUCAGUGAUGAAGAUCCAGUUGAUCAUGACGAUGCUAGCACGCGGCCACCACCAGCCAAACGUCGCAAGGAAGCUACCACUGCAGCGCAGGGUUCCAUUGACGAAGAGGACGACAAAAAGAAAUUGGCCAUGGACAUCUCGUACGAGGGAUUUUCUAUUUAUGGACGCGUGCUGUGCCUCGUUGUCAAGCGCCGCGACGGUAGCAUCGGCAGCGGCCCCCAACCUGCGGGUCGCGGCAGCAAGCCGGCCGCAGCGACCAGCGGCCAUGCGACGAAACCUGGGGGCGGCGGAAGCGGUGGACAGGCAAUGAUGGAGAACUUCAUAAUGUCGACCCAAGUACCGGCCGGCGCAGACAUCUCGUGAGCGGUGCCAACCAUAGAUUGGUGGUUACCGGAGUAGUAUUAAUGCACGUCACCCUAAUCUUCGACCACGUGGGCUAUAGGAUUCGGCCGACCAUAGCUUCACAGCCUGCGGUUUGCCAGUGU
Hypoxylon fragiforme is the source of this 1292-nucleotide messenger RNA. RefSeq lists its product as uncharacterized. The record is from RefSeq and is a predicted model, not a curated record. NCBI's taxonomy places the organism in Eukaryota, Fungi, Ascomycota, Sordariomycetes, Xylariales, Hypoxylaceae. The coding region runs from base 166 to 1170 and encodes 334 amino acids. The transcript is spliced from 2 exons.